AUACUGGUGUGUGUAGUUCAGGAGAAAAUGGUGGCUUCUGGGGUAGGUUUCGGACUUGUCGGCGGUCUUCUUGCUGUCACGUUUGUGAGUAGCUCACCUGCAGCUCCACCAGGUGUGAAGGUGCUGUUUCAUGAUCCUCAAGUUCUUCCAAAGCCAACUUUGCAGCCACAGAUGCCUGGCUUUGUUCAGCAGUGCCAAGUGAAGGACUAUGAAAGGGUUCCUUGUGGAGAACCUGGAGUACAGGCUGCUCGGUGUAACUCCUUGAACUGCUGUUUUGAUGGCCAGCAGUGCUACUAUGGGAAAACUGUGACUGUCCAGUGUACCCUUGAUGGCCAGUUUGUGUUGGUGGUGGCCAGAGAUACAACCCUUCCCAGGAUAAGCCUCAGUUCCAUCAGCAUGCUGGGAGGAAACACUGGGCCCUGUAGUCCUGUUGACUCCAAUGCAAUUUUUGCUGUCUACCAGUUUCCUGUCACUGCUUGUGGGACCAUCAUGAUGGUUCAAGCUGGAUAUGUGAUCUAUGAAAACAUGAUGUUCUCAUCCUAUGAAGUUGGAGUUGGACCCCAUGGUGUCAUCACAAGAAACACGACUUAUGAGCUUUACUUCCAGUGUAGAUAUUCAGGUGUUGGCUUUGCGGCAUUGACUUUUGAACCUUCGGCUAAUGCUGACCCCAUGCCUCUUGUUGCUUCUGGACCACUUCAAGUAGAACUAAGACUAGGAAAAAGCCACUGUGCAGUAAAGGGCUGUGCAGAAGAACAAGUGGCCUAUAACUCGUACUACACUGUUGCUGACUAUCCUGUGACCAAGAUUCUGAGGGAACCUGUUUACGUUGAAGUGCACAGCUUGGGGAGAACGGAUCCAAAUAUUGUCCUGGUUCUGAACGGCUGUUGGGCCACUGCUUCCCCGAACCCCUACAGCUCUCGUCAGUGGGACCUUCUGGUGAAUGGGUGCCCCUACAUGGAUGACCGUUAUUUGACCAAGCUGGUACCAGUUAAUGAAACAUCUGGACUUGCCCACCCUACCCAUUACAGGCGCUUUGUUUUCAAGAUGUUCACAUUUGUGGAUGAGACCGCUAAGGCUCCACUGCAUGAGACGGUAAAGGCUUGCGUUUCCUUUUUCUGCUUUAUGCUUUUGUACAGGAAUAAGCUCAUUGUCUUGUCUUUUCAGAUCUACAUCCAUUGCAGUACAGCUGUCUGCCUUCCAAGUGCACAGGACUCUUGUGAACCACAGUGCUCCAGAAGAAGAAGAGAAGCUGCAGCAGAAGAAGGCUCUUCUCACACAUCAGGAAUAGUGUCUAGUGGUGAAGUGAUCUUUACCCAGAGUUCCUCACCUCAAUAUGAUUAGUGUAAAUCUGUGCAAAAUAAAAGCUUGGUUACUUUGAAAAA
This is a messenger RNA of Silurus meridionalis, 1382 nucleotides long. RefSeq names its product zona pellucida sperm-binding protein 4-like. Gene Ontology annotation, molecular function: structural constituent of egg coat; acrosin binding. NCBI's taxonomy places the organism in Eukaryota, Metazoa, Chordata, Actinopteri, Siluriformes, Siluridae. Gene Ontology annotation, cellular component: egg coat. The record is from RefSeq and is a predicted model, not a curated record. Gene Ontology annotation, biological process: prevention of polyspermy; binding of sperm to zona pellucida. The transcript is spliced from 7 exons. The coding region runs from base 28 to 1341 and encodes 437 amino acids.